Plodia interpunctella (Indianmeal moth) is the source of this 2819-nucleotide messenger RNA. Its product is annotated as T-box transcription factor TBX20-like. Lineage: Eukaryota; Metazoa; Arthropoda; Insecta; Lepidoptera; Pyralidae. The transcript is spliced from 7 exons. Gene Ontology annotation, molecular function: DNA-binding transcription factor activity, RNA polymerase II-specific; RNA polymerase II cis-regulatory region sequence-specific DNA binding. Gene Ontology annotation, biological process: regulation of transcription by RNA polymerase II; cell fate specification; heart development. Gene Ontology annotation, cellular component: nucleus. The record is from RefSeq and is a predicted model, not a curated record. The coding region runs from base 487 to 2052 and encodes 521 amino acids.
GUGGUCGGAGUGUGGUGGCAUAGGGCGGUGAUGCAGGCCCCUCCCUGCGGCGCGCCGCCUCGCCGCCGCCUCAGUCGACUCUACAUCGCGCCAAAGUCGCAACGGUCCGCUCUAUCACGUCACGGCCGCCGCGCGUAAAAAGUUUCGCUACUACUCCGAAACUUCCUAUCGUAGCGACAACACAGCUAAACCGAUGUUAAACACUGUUUACUGAUAUAUCGACACGGUGUCACGUACAAGACUCAUUUGAUAAUAUGUGUUAAAUAUAAUAAAAUAGUUGUCAGUGAUUUUUAAACAAAAAAAUCAAAAAGAUUUUAUUAUAUAUUUUGUUGGUUAAAUUAAAUAUAUCAACAGCAGUUUAGAAUUAUUUGGAACUGUAAAAAAAACUAAAAUUUAAUUCAAAAGUGUUAAUAAGGAAUCGCCAUAACGUCGAAGCGAGAACUGUCAAGUUUACGAUUGCAAAGACUAUGCUCUAUAGCACCAUCGAUGGGAUGUUCGGACGGUGACGGCGCGUGGGGCUCGGGCGGCAGGCUGGGCUCGCGGGUCAACUCGAUGCUGCUGCAGGGCGAGGCUCGGGAGCGCCCGGCCGAGGCCAUGGACGAGGACUGUUCGGCGCGUCCUUGCGCCACAGACUUCUCCAUCGCGGCCAUCAUGGCCAGGGACCGCCAGGAGAGGCGAGAGAGGCGGAGACAUAGGGACCCUAGAGAAGAUACACUUACACCUUUAGAAAAGUUCGUGGAUGCGACCGCGUCAGCGUCGGGGUCACCGUCACCGCCUCUAGCAGAAUAUGAAAGAGAUUCUCCCGUGGACGUCUCCUCGACAUCAGAAGCGGGAUCAGCUAGCGGGACAGCCAGCGGAUCCCGUGCCCUCUCCCCCCCACCGCGCAACCCUCAGCUUGCAGAAAGGUGGUCCAGUGAGGAGAUGCGGCACAUACAGUGUCACCUAGAGACCAAAGAGUUGUGGGACAAAUUCAAUGAAUUAGGAACUGAGAUGAUAAUUACUAAAACUGGAAGACGAAUGUUUCCCACGGUGCGCGUGUCGUUCGCGGGGUGCCGAGCGGAGGCGCGGUACGCGGUGCUGCUGGACGUGGUGCCGGUGGACGGCAAGCGGUACCGCUACGCGUACCACCGCUCCUCGUGGCUGGUGGCGGGCAAGGCGGACCCACCCGCGCCCGCGCGCCUCUACCCGCACCCCGACUCGCCCUUCUCCGGCGACCAGCUGCGUAAGCAAGUCGUCUCCUUUGAGAAGGUCAAGCUCACCAACAACGAGAUGGAUAAGAAUGGACAGUUGGUGCUAAACUCGAUGCACAAGUACCAGCCGCGCAUACACUUGGUACUGCGACGGGAAGGCGCGCUCAACGCUCCCAUCACCGAUCUUGAGCAAGAGGAAUUCAAGACUUUCAUCUUCCCGGAGUGCGUGUUCACGGCAGUAACGGCAUAUCAAAACCAAUUGAUCACGAAGCUGAAAAUCGACAGUAAUCCAUUCGCCAAGGGAUUCCGCGACUCUUCACGUCUCACUGAGUUCGAAAGAUUCUAUGUCACGGGGGAGCACGAAAGAACAUCGAUCUACCCCGAUGACCCGCGCUUCAGCGCUGCUAAUCAUAGGGAAACUAUGGAGUCAAUGUUGGCGGAACAGCACUACUUACGUUCGCCUCUACGACCCUUCGAUCUAGACCAGCAUAACAAUAAUCUGACGCUGGAGGAGAAAGCAAUCCUCGCUGCUCGUUCGCAACUAUUUCUGCGAGCUGCAUAUCCUCUAUACGGCGUGCCAGCAGCAGCUUUGUGGGGUCAGUGGGCUUGCUUAGCCCCACAGCUGUUGGCUCAACAGCACUUGGCGGCAUCAGGGUCCGGUCUGCAGCUGCCGCGACCGGUGUACCCGGGCGGGUUGCCAGCGGGCAGCGCGGCGCUGGCGCAGCAUCGUUUCUCGCCGUAUCCGCCGCGCCGCGCCUCUCCCGGCUCCUCUCCUGACUCGUUGCGCGACGCCAGCCCGCACCCCGCCCCGCUCACCCCGCACCCGCCGCAUACUCCUCAUCCACCACACAGCCCUACUUAGUAAUAAAACAGCAAAUAAAAAUCUCCCCACGAUCUCCCCAUACGCGGUACGCAACUGUUUAUAUCAUGUACUAUGUAGAAAUAAAAGACGUUUCGAGUACGUUGGCGUUUCGCAUCAGAACGGUGUUUCAGAGUUUACGACGAGGGUUAUGAAUUGUAAAGUGAAACGGUAAAACAGUAGAGUGCGAGUGGUAACGAGCUCCGUGUAUCGCGAUCGGACGAUUAAAAUAUACCAGUCGUUUGGAUAUCGAUAUCGCACGUAUCUUGUGACUUUUGUAAUAUAUUGUACCAUACAUAUUUAAUUAUAAAUUAAAUCUGUAAUUAUAUUGUUAUUAUAUUGUUCCUAUAAUAUUUUCUUGUAGUGAUGGUUUCAGCAAAAUUAAUAUUAUAGAUCUAGUUAAUUAGAAUUUAAUGCAUUGGAUGAAAGCAUUUCGUAGUACAUUAAUUUGGUAUGUGCAUAAUGUAUAAAUUUUGAUAGCUUUUAUGUUCGCUCUCGUUCACACCUGAUUUUUCACUCUUCAGGUUUAUUGUGCAAUAAAAGAAAAAUACAAAAUUUGUUUUAGAAGUACUCGUUUAGGUACAUACCUAUUAGCUUGAUUAGAUGUAGUUUAAGUAAACUGUAGAAAUGAUAUUUGCUAUCUGUGUUUACAAUUAAUUCCAACAUCCUGUAUUAGUUAUGGACACUAGUACUACUAGUAUAGUUAAAUUAUAGUUAUUAUAGAUAAUAUAUUGCUAAAGAAUAAAACAAAUUAAAUGUUUGUUAACUUA